Hemicordylus capensis (graceful crag lizard) is the source of this 312-nucleotide messenger RNA. RefSeq names its product protein S100-A2-like. NCBI's taxonomy places the organism in Eukaryota, Metazoa, Chordata, Lepidosauria, Squamata, Cordylidae. Gene Ontology annotation, cellular component: cytoplasm. Gene Ontology annotation, molecular function: calcium ion binding; transition metal ion binding. The coding region runs from base 1 to 312 and encodes 103 amino acids. The record is from RefSeq and is a predicted model, not a curated record. The transcript has 2 exons.
AUGGAGGGAAUGCAGACGCUGGGGCAGGCGCUGGGGGUGCUGGUGUGCACUUUCCAGCACUACUGCCGGAAAGAAGGCGACAGAUCCACUCUCAGCAAAGGAGAACUGCGGGAGCUUUUGGAAAAUGAGCUCCCCAGUCUGAGAACUCUACAAAUCAAAGACGGAGCCCUUGAGGAGCUGAUGGCACUGCUGGAUACCAACAAGGACAACCAAGUCGACUUUGAAGAGUACAUCCGCUUUGUGGCUGCGGCUUGCACCUUCUUCCACGACUUCUUCCGGGAUGCGCCUGCGGUCCAGCCGCGGGUGCAGUAA